Drosophila grimshawi is the source of this 4706-nucleotide messenger RNA. RefSeq lists its product as uncharacterized. Gene Ontology annotation, molecular function: 5'-3' RNA helicase activity; RNA binding. The coding region runs from base 127 to 4125 and encodes 1332 amino acids. Gene Ontology annotation, biological process: regulatory ncRNA-mediated post-transcriptional gene silencing. Lineage: Eukaryota; Metazoa; Arthropoda; Insecta; Diptera; Drosophilidae. The record is from RefSeq and is a predicted model, not a curated record. The transcript has 9 exons. Gene Ontology annotation, cellular component: cytosol; P granule.
UGACCGUUUAACUGUUACAGCGUGUAGUGUGAGAGAGCGUUGCUCUUGCCGAUUGUUAAUAAAAAGAAGAAGUAAAAAUACGGAGAACGAUUGUGUGUUUUGUUCUUUGUGACCGUAUAAGUUUGUAUGUGCGUCGCGCUACGUGUAUGCAGGUGUAUGUUUGUUUGCCAGCGAAACAGUUUUAUUGUUUGUUCCUUUGUGUUCGUACCCAUAUUUAUCAUGUCAAAUGAAAAACUACAAAUAACCAAUGGUCAAAAGAUGGCGAUUCCUGUAAAUACUAAAUUAAAAAUCAUUACAAACACAGCAACAAUGCCACCUUCCGUUUCGCCGCAAGCGACGCCGCCAGAAAAUUCAGAUAUAUUUUCAAAUCAUAAAACCGACGACAACGACAACAAAAUUGAAGAUUCUAAUGGCGAUCCGCAACGCAAGGCAUGGGAACGUGAACUGAUUGGAAGCUUUCUGCUCAAGAUGGCCGAGGAACAAGUAGUGAGCGCCCGCAGAGAUUGGUUCGUGGAUAAGCGCAUCCUUCGAUGCAAAUUCGAGGAGCAUCUGCAGUCGGAGCCCAAAGAGUUGCGCACCAAACUGACCAUCAAUGGCCCCUACAAUAUCGGAACACUGUUGAAGCGUACAAACUUUUUGAUGAAUACGCCGCGCGGCGAUUACAAUUACCGCAUCAAGAACCUGACCAUGAUGGAGUUUCGCAAGGAAAAAUGUAACAACAUGGAAGAGAAUCAGCGGCAAAAUGAUCCAGUUGCCGUUAGUAGUGUGAUAAACGCAUCGCUUGAUGAUGAUUCGAUUACCCAGAAAUAUGUACUGGACGAUUCCGCCGAACUGGUGGCAUUGAAUUAUGAAAAGACCCAAAUUCAAAAGCGCAACAAGAAUUUCGAGCUGAAUUCGAUGGGAUGCUACAUUUGUCAAUGCAAUUUUGAAAGCAUUGAGAAAUACGAGGAACACAUCGAAUACCAUGGCGAUGAGUCGGAAUUUGAGUCGUUGCGCAAAAUGGAAAAAUAUGCGAAACCCAUGCUGAAGCUAUCGUAUCAAAGCUGCGUAGAUAGCCAUUAUUUUGGAUUUACGCUUGCAACGCAACUCAAGGACAUUGUGAUUGAAAAGAUUAUAAUUGUACAAUCACGUCAGUUCUACUAUGUCUACAAUCAUCGUCUACCGGUCGACAUAUCCGAUAAUGGCCAAAUGAUCUUCUUUGUCGACUCGCAUGUAUUUAUGAUAUUGCGGGAACAGCCCAUUGUUAUUGGCUAUAGUCAGCUGGUGAAGGGCGAACGUAAACAUUAUGUCGAACAGCAUCAUUUCAUGCGCACCGAGGCAUUGCCCAAUGUCAUUUUCAAUGUGAAUCCAUAUCGACUCUCCAAAGGUAAGCAAUUUAAGGGCGGACACCUGGAGCCGGCAAUACCGCCCGAUGAGGUCCUGAAGGCCGUGAAACUUAAUGCGCCGAUUGCCCAAAAGCAGCUGGUCGCCUACAAUCAGGAUUAUGGCAACUAUUGUGAUCUCGGAAAGAUACUAACGCCUACGAAUUUAUACGGGGCACUGGGCACUCUGCUCCAGGUGGAGGAUAUUGAGCGCAUACAAUCCUAUGUGGCACUUAAACACUCAAAAAUGGAGCUGCAUCAGUUUGGCAAAGACUUGUCCGUUAAGCUGCGGUCCAAUACGGCAAGUGCGAAUACUGUACUUUCACCAGGCGAUGAUGUGCUGAUCAUCAACGAGCGUUGCACCAACUCAAUUCCGAAGGGGCCUGGCAUGGCGAAUAGUGUGUGCCAAUUGUUGGAUAAUAAUGAGCUGCAAAUGAAAUUGGCACUGAUGGAAUUUGAUGCGCUCGUCCGUUGGGGCCACGCGACAAACAAACAGUUUGGCGAACCGGAGAAGAAUCGUAAGGAGCCGCGUAUUUAUUUCGCACGCAUUCUGGGCGUAUCGGAUCAGCGCGUCAACAUCACUUGUGAUCGUAGUCUACCGGAUAAUACCACAUUUACGCUCAUCUUUCGUCCGCUGCGUUCCAUUCAACGCUAUCAGUAUCGUGCACUGGAGCAACUCAAGUCAAUGAAUGCGGAUCAUGUACAGCGUCUGCUCUUUCCACAGAACAUAGACAGGCAGCCGCUGGCCAAAGGUGCCUUACGACUGAACAAUCUGCAAAUCGGUUGUAAUUUCCAACAGCUGCGGGCUGUGCAACAGAUUGCUCUAGCCGACAAGCUGCCAGCACCGUAUAUUAUAUUAGGGCCACCGGGCACCGGUAAAACUGCCACAAUUUGUGAGGCCAUCUAUCAGUUGUAUGUGGAACGGCCGGAGACACACAUUCUUGUGCUCGCCGGCUCGAAUACGGCUUGUGAUGAGAUUGCGUUGCGUCUGCUGCGCUGCAUUGCCAAAGUGAAUAACGGUCAAUCGCGUCCGCUGGUACGCGUCUUUUCGGCCAGUUGCGAUCGUCGCAUCGAUGGCAUCGAUGAUCUCUUGCUCGAAUAUUCCAACAUGUAUUCUGCGCAUUUUUAUCCCGCCGUGGAGGCGGUGCACGAUUAUCGGAUUGUUGUCUGUACACUAAGUUUGGCAGGCAAACUCUCAACGGGUGGCUUUGGAAGUGACGAGUGUAAGCGCAAAGUAUUCUCGCAUGUAUUCGUCGAUGAGGCGGCCGCAUCAACCGAACCGGAGGUCUUAAUGGGCAUUGCCUGUACCAUUGCACCGACAACAAACCUAAUACUGUCCGGAGAUCAUAAGCAACUGGGGGCAGUGCUGCAAUCGCAACGUGCCGGUGAUUGGGGUCUAGGCGUAUCGCUGUUUGAACGUCUGAUCCAGCGCGAUUGCUAUGGCCUGGACGAGAAUGGUGAUUACAAUGCAGCCGUGCAGACGCGACUCGUGCAUAACUAUCGUUCCCAUCCCGAAAUUGUUGCGCUCUACAAUGGUCUCUACUACAACAGUGAACUCAAAUCGAAGGCCCCAUUGAAAAAUGUGGAUCUUGCUAAAAACUGGUUUCAUGCGCCUAACGCUGAUUUUCCCAUCAUAUUUCAUUCGGUUUUUGGUGCUAUGAAUCAGCAAAGUUCGAAAAGUUUAUGCAACAAUAAAGAGAUUGAUGCUGUCAUGGAUUAUGUGAAGGAUCUAAUGUAUUUAGGCAUCAAUGGUGAGAAAUUGGCACAAACGGAUAUUGGCAUUAUAUCGCCGUAUAAGAAUCAAUAUCAACGCAUCCAGGAGCAACUCAACAUGCGCAAUUGGCAUCAAAUCGAUUGUGGAUCGGUUGAAUCGUUUCAGGGCAAAGAGAAGCAAAUAAUAAUUGUUUCGUUUGUGCGCUCAUUUACCGAAUACUUGGGAUUCCUCAAUAAUAGUCGACGUUUGAACGUUUUGCUAUCGCGUCCAAUGUCUUUGCUUAUAUUAAUUGGUAAUCCGCGCACGCUUAGCAAGAAUGAGGAAUUUCGUCAUAUCAUCGACAUUUGCCGGAUUCGUAAAACGCUCGUCGGUUCGCCCUAUUAUCCGGAUGAUAAUAAGACGAACGAGGCAAACGCUCAAUCCGAUGCUGAUAAUAAUACAAAUAAUCUGAAAAAUGGGUAUCGCCAAAAGAUCGCAAGGAUUAAUAACACCAACAACAAUAACUGUGCGCAGUCAUUGGGACAGACAUUCAAGCGAACAACAAAACCACGCAGCAAGGCGGUCUAUAAUAAGAAGCUGGUGGAAUUGAGCACCCUGGUGGCUAAAAAAUCCGAGCUUGAGGAGAUUUUUGACGAGCUGCCCAGUGUGCCGACUAAUGGGGACAGCGAUACCGAUUCAGAGCCGCCAAUCCGAAGUGAAAUGCAGAAUUUAACAAUUAAUAUGCCCCCCGUGACAAUUGCUCCACGUGCACCACGACUAGCACAUAAUAACAGGCCCCCACCGCCAGUCAAUGUACCACCACGGACAAUGCCACAGCCAUCACCAAGGACAAUGCCACAGCCAUCACCAAGGACAAUGCCACAGCCACCACUACGGACAAUGCCACAGCCAUCACCAUGGACAAUGCCACAGCCACCACCACGGAGAAUGUCACAGCCAUCACCAUGGAUAAGGCCGCAGCCAUCACCAUUGAGAAGGCCACAGCCAUCACCAUUGAGAAGGCCACAGCCACCAAUCGCAAAGAAAGAAUCAGAAUGUGUUAUAUUAUAAGUAUGUCUUAUAGUAUAUAAACUACGAGGACUACACCGGGCUUAAAUGUGCCCAGUGUUAUCUUUUUUAACGUUUGCUGUUUGUGUCAAAUUGCAAAGGAUGCAGCCAUUAAUGCUGCUCUUUUUGCAAUCUAUUGCAAACAGUUAAAAUUCACAAGGUGUGUAUUAAAACAAGUUACGUAAAGCUUGUUUUAAUAUAUCAAUUGUGAAUUUUCAAUGACAUUUUUAUAUAUUUAUUAUGUAUGUAUGUACAAUCUUUUCAAUUGGAUUCGCACAUCAUACUAAGUGUAUAAAAUAUGUCAGUGUGUGAUUUUUCUUAUCAUAUUUAUGUAUAAUGCAAUGAAAUUUGUACCUAGACACGAUGUUUUGUUGGUUUUGAAACCCAGCCAGUAACAAAAGCUACACCAAUGUUCAAAACAUUUCUGCGAAUAUAUGUUUUAGUCGAAAUUUUGAUUUGUGCAUUCUGUAUGCCAAAAAAAUUAAGGAAGAAAUGUGCACAUUAAUAUAUUAAGCGGAAAAUUUAAAAAUUCAUUUAUAUCCAUGUUAAUCGAGAAUAAAUAUAAACUAAAUGCUUAUUGGACA